AUGCUGAAAUUUUUACUAUUUUCUUUAAUCGCAAUUUUGCUGAUUAAUAAAAUAUCGGCACAAUGUGAACGAAGUCCCACCGUUAAUUGUAUCAUUUACGAUGAUAUCCAAGUUAAAACUUUCGAUGGAAACGUUUAUGGAUUUCUAUCAAGCUGUAAUUAUCAACUACUUUUGAUUCCGGGAAAAGGUUUAAGUGUUACCUAUAAAAGGAAUCCGUCGAGUUUGGAAGUUGUUUGGGGUGGAAAAAUUUUUGUGAUCACUUUAUUAAAUAAUGUUGCUUCUUUAACGAAAGAUGGUAACUUCCAAGGGAUUCCAAGCACGACGAGUGGGGUUAAAUUUAGUAGACCAGGUCGGAUGGUUGUGGUUAAAAUCGUCGCUUUGGAUAUGAAAAUUAAAUAUGAUGGAGAUACGGUUGAGAUAAUUUUGAAGAAUUCGGCAACAACACCGAACACUUUGGGAUUAUGCGCUGAUAAUAACGGAUGUGUUAACGAUGAUUUAUUAUUACCAAACGGGCAACAAGCUGCUUCAGUUACAGCUUGGGCUGAUUCAUGGGCCACUACAACUUGUACUUCAUCCGAUUUCACAUUAACUUGUACUCAAAAUCAAUUAUCGGCAGCUCAAACUUUUUGUGACAACCUAUUUAUUAAUAACCCUCAAUUCGGAGAUUGCACGUUAAUUGCCGGCGCUUUCCUCGAUAUUUGCAUGUCAAGUUAUUGCUCUUGCGCUUUAUCAAACGCAGUCGAUUGCGAAUGUUCCAUGUUAGACAUGUUUGUAAGAACUUGCGAGGUUGGUUUUGACAUGUUGGUGAGUUGGAGAGGUGCUACAAUGUGUCCAAUCUCAUGUUCGGUCCCUGAUGAAAGUUAUAUGAGAUGCGCCCACAACAACAAACAAUUAGAUUGUUGGGAACCCGAAGUGACCGAUCCAAGCUUAUACGAUUGCGAAGAAGGGUGUUAUUGCUCAAACGGGUUAAGAUUAUACGAGGAUGAGUGUUUAACACUCUCCGAAUGUCCUUGCUUUUACGAUGGGACUUAUUAUGCGAGCGGGACGACGACCCAACAAGAAUGUAAUUCUUGUACUUGCUCAAAUGGGCAAUGGUCUUGUACUAAUAAUGAUUGCAUGGUUUGUGCUGAAUGCAUUGGGGACCCCCACUGCACCACAUUCGAUGGCAAAAAAUACGAUUUCCAAGGAAAAUGCUUGUAUUAUCUCGUUCGUGGGAACGGUUUUGAUAUCAUUUGCGACCACUACGUUUACACAGCUAGCGGUAUUUAC
Messenger RNA from Onthophagus taurus, 1269 nucleotides. NCBI's taxonomy places the organism in Eukaryota, Metazoa, Arthropoda, Insecta, Coleoptera, Scarabaeidae. The record is from RefSeq and is a predicted model, not a curated record.